ACUUCAGUCUUUGGGAAUAUGGGUUUGUUACAGAGCCGUAUCUGGUUUGUAUAGCCUCAUGCGCCCCCUACAGUCCCUGUCAGCUAAUUGGCGCGCUUAGCCUAGAAAUCUACCGGCAGCAAAUGAUGUGGGCCUGGCUCGUAAGGCUAUGACGCGCACGCACACAAUAUGAGGAAGUUGUGCCACACGUGAAACUGAAACUGAUGUGCUUUGUGAAGUCCAGACUCAGAGCUUUGUGAAUUGUCUUUCAGCAGCGUAGAGGGAAUGGCAGAGGCUAUGACAUACAACCAGGACCUUUUUACGUGUCCGAUUUGUUUGGACAUUCUCAGGGAUCCAGUGACUCUUCAGUGUGGACACAAUUACUGCAUGAGUUGCAUUAAGGGCUGCUGGGAUCAGGAAAAUCAGAAGGGAGCCUACAGCUGCCCCCAGUGCAGACACACGUUCACUCCAAGACCCGUUUUAUACAAAAAUAAUAUUGUUGCAGAGCUUGUGGAACAGUUCAAGAAGACCAGAAUCCAAGCUGUUGUUCCUGCUCCUGUUGUAUGUGCUGGUCCCGGGGAGCUGGAAUGUGAUCUCUGUACUGACAGAAAACUCAAAGCUGUCAAGUCCUGUCUGGACUGUCUGUUGUCUUACUGUGAAACUCACUGUAAAGUUCACAACGAUGUAAAUCCCUGGCGAAAACACAAGAUAAUUGACGCUACAGGCCAUCUACAGGAGAGGAUCUGCACUCAACAUGAGAAGACUCUGGAGAUAUUCUGUCGCACAGAUCAAACUUGUGUCUGUUAUCUCUGUAUGGUGGAUGAACACAAAGGCCAUGACACUGUGUUAGCCUCUGCAGGGAGAAAGGAGAAACAGACACACUUUGAGGAGACCCAGAGGAAAUUUCAACACAGAAUCCAGGAGAAAGAGAAGGAGCUGCAGGAGCUGAGGAAGGCUGUGGAGACUCUCAAGAGCUCUGCAAAGACAGCAGUGGAGGACAGUGAUAGGACCUUUACUGAGGUGAUCCGCUUCAUUGAGAAAACGCGCUAUGAGGUGAAGGAGCAAAUCAGAGCUCAUGAGAAGGCUGAGGUGAGUCGGACUGAAGGACUCCUGAAGCAACUGGAGCAGGAGAUUGCUGAAUUGAAGAUGAGAGAUGCUGAGCUGGAGCAGCUUUCACACUCGGAAGAUCACAUCCUUUUCCUCAAGACUUUCUAGUCAAUCAGUGACCAACCUGAAGACUUAUCUGGUAUCUGUGUCAACCAGUGCAUCUCUUUUGAGGCUGUGAAGAAAUCUCUCUCCACACUGAAGGGGCAACUGGAGGAUUUCUGCAAAAAGGAAGUAACCAAGACAUCAGCAGCUGUGACUAGAGUCCAGACUUUUUGGAACAUACCUGCAACCAGAGAGGAAUUCCUACAAUAUUCUUGUCACUUCACACUGGAUCCAAACACAGCCCACAGAAAACUCCAUCUAACUAAAGGGAACAGGAUGGUGGAAGUUACAGGAAAGUUGCAGUCAUAUAUUGAUUAUCCAGAGAGAUUUAAUAAGCUGUAUCAGGUGCUGUGUAGAGAGGGUGUGUCUGAAUGCUGCUACUGGGAGGUUGAGUGGAGUGGAGAGGAUGGUGUUGAUAUAGCAGUCUCAUUUGAAAGCAUCAGCAGGAAAGGAAAUGACAAUGACUGUGCAUUUGGAUGUAACGAUCAGUCCUGGACUCUGGAACUCAGGAGCUCCAGCUCCUCCUUCUGGCACAAUAAUACAGAGACUGAACUCCCUCUAGUGGCCAGCCCCAGAGUUGGAGUGUAUGUGGAUCACAGGGCAGGAGCUCUGGCCUUCUUUAGUGUCUCUGACACAAUGAGCCUCCUGCACAGAGUCCAGACCACAUUCACUGACACACUCUACCCUGGCUUUGGAAUUGGUACUGGCUCAUCAGCGGAGCUUUUGGGAUUCACCUAUAGGCUAUAAUUACAUUUUUGUAUGUGUUAGUUAUCCAUGGUUUACAGUAGUCCACAGAGCUGUUGAUCUAUGUGCUGCUCUUCGAGAGUCUGUUCGAGGAGGUCGCUCAGGACUCAUGACUGGUAGGCUAGCUUACCAUACCUCUCAGAGAGAUCUACUGCUAUCAGAGGUCCAGUGACCUGCUUGUCCGCAUGCUGCCCUUCCAGCAUUUGGUCGGAGAGAUCACUCAGGACUUUGGAAUUGCCUAUAUGCCACGCAUUUCCUGGAAGGCUUUUCAGCCAGCAUAAACUUUUCCGAUUGACCUAUGUUGUUUUAGCGUACCUGUUUACACAGACCUGGUUGAGUGUUACACCUAAAUAAAUGUGCGUGGCAUAUAGUCCAUUGAUCUGCUUCCAGGACUCUGCUAUUCCAGGAGUUAGGAAUCAUGCUCAUGGAUAUGCUGGCUGGUGAUUGGAUAUUAGCCAGUUACAUAGAGACAGCUCAAUGGACAGCUGAAUCUUUUGUUCAUCUAUCCCUCCAUUGUUUGUUGCUCAUGUUAUGUACCAGCCUAUUCAAUAUGGUAUGUGCUUUUUUCAGUAUAAUGCACUUUUGUGAAAUGUCUGUUUAAUUUGCUAUAUAGUCUAUAUAAAUGUGACUUAUAUUUUGUAAUUAUUUCAAAUAAAGCACAGUUGUUUCCCACUGCUCUGGCAACUGAGUU
Alosa alosa (allis shad) is the source of this 2623-nucleotide messenger RNA. RefSeq names its product E3 ubiquitin/ISG15 ligase TRIM25-like. Gene Ontology annotation, molecular function: zinc ion binding. NCBI's taxonomy places the organism in Eukaryota, Metazoa, Chordata, Actinopteri, Clupeiformes, Clupeidae. The transcript has 6 exons. The coding region runs from base 265 to 1194 and encodes 309 amino acids. The record is from RefSeq and is a predicted model, not a curated record.